ACCAUGGAGGACAUGAAGCUGGAGUUCCCCUCGCUCCCACAGUGCAGAGAAGAUGCUGAGGAGUGGACCUAUCCAAUGAGACGAGAGAUGCAGGAAAUUUUACCUGGAUUGUUCUUAGGUCUGUAUUCUUCUGCUAUGAAAAGCAAGCUAUCUAUACUACAGAAAUAUGGAAUAAUACAUAUAAUUUGCAUAAGACAAAAUAUUGAAGCAAACUUCAUUAAACCAAACUUUCAACAAUUAUUUAGAUAUUUUGUCUUGGAUAUUGCAGAUAAUCCAGUUGAAAAUAUAAUACGUUUUUUCCCCAUGACUAAAGAAUUUAUUGAUGGGAGCUUACAAACUGGAGGAAAAGUUCUUGUCCAUGGAAAUGCAGGAAUCUCCAGGAGUGCUGCCUUUGUUAUUGCAUACAUAAUGGAAACAUUUGGAAUGAAGUACAGAGAUGCAUUUGCCUAUGUUCAAGAAAGAAGAUUUUGUAUUAAUCCUAAUGCUGGAUUUGUUCAUCAACUUCAGGAAUAUGAAGCCAUCUACCUAGCAAAAUUAACAAUACAGAUGAUGUCACCACUCCAGAUAGAAAGGUCUAUCUGUUCAUUCUGGUACCACUGGCAGUUUGAAGAGAACACACGAAGAUGGUGAUGAUUUUGGAAACAUGCAAGUGGUGACUGCACAGAAUAGCUGACUCCAGCAACAUUAUAGAGGAUGUGAAUUUCUAUUUGGGAAGCAUAAAAUAUUAGACAUAGUAAUAAUGUAAAAUGGUAUAAACAAAGUAGUCCCUUUUCAAUUAUAUAUUGCUUCCAAAUCUGUUUCUCUGCAACUUGUCAAGCAACAUUUUAAGAUGUUGGACUUCUGCAACAGAUGGCACUGAAGGUUUUACUCUUUUUUUUUUUUGACAUGUUACAGUUUUAUUAUUAUUAUAAACCAAGAAUUUUGGACUUGCAAAGAGGUAUUGCAAUAAUGCACUUUUCAUACUUGAAAUUUAUUUGUGUGAUAUAAAGUUAUUUACUUUAAACAAGAUGCAAGCUAGGAGGGAUUUAUUUAUAAAAUCUGGGUAAUUUAUAGCAAAAGAAUUUACUAAAGUUCGCUAAAAAUCAUUUUGUGUUCUAUAUAUUACAUUUUAAACUAAUUUUACAGUUCAGUUUUAUGAUGGAGCCUCUUACAGAAACAUUAAUGCAGGAAUCUGCCACAUUUCUUCUUUAGUACAAUUCAAUAGCUUAAUUACCCUUUUAUUUUAAACUUAUUAAUCCCUUAUUAAUAAUCUUUAAAUCAUGAUAUUAGCCAACUAUGCUUACUUUAACAUGAUCCAAGUAUUGCCUCCGUUCCUAUUACUUUCGUAAUUUUUUUCCUAGAAAAUAGUUUAAUGAACAAAAGAAUAUACUUUGCUUCAUAAUACCAGAUUCUCGAAAAUGAGUUUUAGGUUUUCAAGUGACUUUCCUUUUUUGCAUUUCUUCAAAGCCAAAUGUUGUGUUUGUUCUUUUUAGAGUUGCUUAGCCCAUUUUUUUGUUUUUUGUCCAAGAUGGUUCUAAGUCGACCAUAAGAAACCAAUGUAGCACUGUUUUUCUCCAAAUGAAGCCCAAAAAAGAAAAGUGCCUUGCAUCAUU
Messenger RNA from Manis pentadactyla (Chinese pangolin), 1592 nucleotides. RefSeq names its product serine/threonine/tyrosine-interacting protein-like. The record is from RefSeq and is a predicted model, not a curated record. The transcript has a single exon. Lineage: Eukaryota; Metazoa; Chordata; Mammalia; Pholidota; Manidae. Gene Ontology annotation, biological process: negative regulation of protein binding; regulation of ERK1 and ERK2 cascade; negative regulation of SCF-dependent proteasomal ubiquitin-dependent catabolic process. The coding region runs from base 4 to 630 and encodes 208 amino acids. Gene Ontology annotation, cellular component: nucleoplasm; cytoplasm. Gene Ontology annotation, molecular function: F-box domain binding; protein tyrosine/serine/threonine phosphatase activity.